AUGAAAUAUUCUCAACUUGUUACAUUUGUCAGUCUACUUUUGAUCAUAGCAUUUGCUCAGAGUCGAAUUCUUAAUUAUGAAGAGGCUGCUAUGAUCCAUGACGGUGAGUGGCCGGAAAUGGAUAAUCUAUUGAUAGAUAAAUACCCCAAUGAUUAUGAAGCUGCACAUUGGAGAAAAUAUGAAGCGCAGCAGUUUCUGAAUCCGACAAAGAAGAGCACGAGUUUGAAACGUUUGGCUCUUUUGAGUGCUCGAGGUUUCGGGAGACGAUAA
Auanema sp. JU1783 is the source of this 270-nucleotide messenger RNA. The record is from the annotation of a GenBank genome assembly. Lineage: Eukaryota; Metazoa; Nematoda; Chromadorea; Rhabditida; Rhabditidae.